AUGAUUCAGAUCUACGAGAGCUACCUCCCUCUCGGCGUCAUCCCUUCGUACUCUCUUUCUCUCUGGUGCGGGAUGACGGUGGCAAAGAAGAGGUGGAAAAGAAGCCCACCGGAAUCUGUGGGUUUCGAUUCGGAAAAGAAAGAAGGGUUAACGUCGACGGAGAAGAAGCCUAACGACGCCUUCGUCUUCUCGAUUGCGGUCGGGGAUCCCUAG
Molecule: messenger RNA, 213 nt
Organism: Linum trigynum
Lineage: Eukaryota; Viridiplantae; Streptophyta; Magnoliopsida; Malpighiales; Linaceae
Source: the annotation of a GenBank genome assembly